This is a messenger RNA of Colias croceus (clouded yellow), 1146 nucleotides long. RefSeq names its product DDRGK domain-containing protein 1 (gene Ddrgk1). Lineage: Eukaryota; Metazoa; Arthropoda; Insecta; Lepidoptera; Pieridae. The coding region runs from base 209 to 1081 and encodes 290 amino acids. The record is from RefSeq and is a predicted model, not a curated record. The transcript has 6 exons.
ACGUUAAUCUACAAGUCAUUACGAUUUACGAAAUACGAAUUACGAAUAACAAUUUACUUCUCUUGCCUUAUUGCGACCAAAUACCACUAUGAAUAUUUUGAAAUAAGUUAGGUUUCUUAAAUAUUUUCUGUAAUAAACUAAUUGGAUUGGAUCCACCUUAUUACUGUAUUCGUUAUUCAUAUUAAUAAAAUAAUUUUUAUUACAAACCAUGGAUCCGUUUAUUAUUGCAGCUAUAAUUAGUGCUGUAGUUAUUAUAAUCCUAUCAAUUGCCUUUUUACGAGUGUCACAAGUAAACACAAAACCUGCUGCGCGACCGAGAGCAGUAGCCCAAAGAGAUGGAGGCCCUGGAAGAGUACAAGCUGUCAGAAACCAGCGCGCCAGAAUGAGAGCAAAUGCUGCAAGACAUGCUGCACCUCUUGAUGAAGAUGCUAAUGUUGCUGAUGAUAUGGAUGAAGAAGGUAUACCAGAAAGCCCAGCCGUUGAAAUUGAUGAUAAAAUGGGUGCAAAGAAACGUGCCAAAAUGGAAGCUAAAAUGGAAAAGAAAAAAGCAAGGGAAGCGGAAGAGAAGAUGAGGGAAAUGAAAAAGAAGAAAGACCAAGAAUUAGAAGAAGAACGCAAAAAGUUGGAAGAAAAGAAACAGGAAGAAGAAAGAAAAGCAGAGGAAGCUGAAAGGAAAGCAGAAGAAGAGAGAAAGAAGAAAGAACAAGAAGAGUAUGAAGCCAUGAAAGCUGCAUUUAGUAUUGAAGGUGAGGGAUAUGACGAAAAUGAUGAGGAAGAUGCAGCAAAUCGUCUUCGUGACUUCAUUGAAUAUAUCAAGACUCAAAAGGUUGUUUUACUGGAAGAUUUAGCAGCUCAUUUCAAACUCAAAACGCAAGCUACUAUCGACAGAAUUACUGAUAUGCAGGCAUCAGGUGAACUUACUGGUGUUAUUGACGACAGAGGAAAGUUCAUUUAUAUUGCCCAAGCUGAGCUUGAAGCUGUCGCUAAAUUUAUUAAACAAAGGGGGCGUGUAUCCAUUUCAGAGCUGGCAGAAUGUAGUAAUCAAUUGAUCAAUCUUAAUCCUGUCCCUGUUGCUACAUAAUAUUUUUAAUUAAAUUAUUUAUACUUUUCAUUUUGACUCAAAUAAAUACAUAUAUUUUUAUCACA